AUGUCUUCAUCAAGUUUUGAAUUUGACUUUGACAGUUCAUCAUCAAGUGAUAAUUCUUUUUCAAUGACCAAAGAGCUUUUAAGUGAACCAAUCGAAGAUGAUGAAUCAUACAGCAAAAUGAUUCAUAAUGUUGUUCAAGCCAUUGCAAUCCAUGUUCCUAUGAUUGUUUCAACAACGUUAAUUGGUAACAAGCGUCCUCAUGGUGGAUCGACAUCUAGCAGACGAUAUAUUCGUCGUGAUAGGAAAGAGCGUCAUGAUUUAAUUAUUAAUGACUACUUCAAAGUUGUCGCAGCUGGAAGGGUUAGGUUGAGUCCGUUACAAAAAAUGAUAGCUGCAAUGCGAAUGCUUGCAUAUGGAUGUCCAACUGAUUUGCUUGAUGAAUAUGUUCAAAUUGGAGAGAGCACUGCAAUUGAAAGCUUAAAGCGCUUUUGUGAUGCUAUAAUAGGAGUUUUCGAAGAACAAUACUUAAGAAAACCUAACAAAAAUGAUGUUGCAAGGCUAUUAAAAGAAAACCUAACAAAGAUAAUGUUUUGA
Messenger RNA from Ziziphus jujuba (common jujube), 534 nucleotides. RefSeq lists its product as uncharacterized. The transcript is spliced from 2 exons. Bases 1 to 534 code for a protein of 177 amino acids. NCBI's taxonomy places the organism in Eukaryota, Viridiplantae, Streptophyta, Magnoliopsida, Rosales, Rhamnaceae. The record is from RefSeq and is a predicted model, not a curated record.